Molecule: messenger RNA, 1575 nt
Organism: Ochotona curzoniae (black-lipped pika)
Lineage: Eukaryota; Metazoa; Chordata; Mammalia; Lagomorpha; Ochotonidae
Gene: NSUN4
Product: NOP2/Sun RNA methyltransferase 4
Exons: 7
Coding region: 153-1277 (374 amino acids)
Biological process (GO): rRNA methylation
Cellular component (GO): mitochondrial large ribosomal subunit
Molecular function (GO): methyltransferase activity
Source: RefSeq, a predicted model, not a curated record
GGGCUGUGGUUCCGGUCGGAAGUACGCGGCGACGCACGCUGACAUGGCUGCGCCCGUGCUGAGAUGUGUUCGGCAACUAGUGAGGCGUGUGGAUUUUGCUACGAUCCCGCGGAGGCAUCGACACAAGAAGAAAUGGAAGCCAGCAGACAUGAAUGUGCUUUGGAAAAUUUGAUUGUUCAGGAGAAAAGGAUCUUUUGCCUUUAAGCCUGAAAAUAUCCCAGGCUGCUACAGAGCCCAAAUUCACUGCCAGCCAAUUGGCCCUGCAGAAUUUUGACAUGACCUACAGCGUGCAGUUUGGGGACCUUUGGCCGUCUAUCCGUGUCAGUCUCCUGUCAGAGCAGAAGUACGGUGCACUGGUCAAUAACUUUGCAGCUCGGGAUCAUGUGAGUGCCAGCCUGGAGCAGCUGAAUGCCAGGGACUUUGUGACUGAAGCCAUCACCUCCUGGGAGCUGGAGUCUGAGGGUGACCAAUCUGCAAGUGCAACCCCAGCCUCCUGGGCUUGCAGUCCAAACCUUCGAUGCUUCACUUUUGCCAGAGGAGAUGUCAGUCGCUUCAGUCCAGCCAGACUUGGCAGCCAGGGCGUCCUGGACUACUACCUGAUGGAUGCUGCUUCCUUGCUGCCUGUCCUGGCCCUUGGCUUGCAGCCUGGAGACACUGUACUUGACCUGUGUGCGGCCCCCGGAGGAAAGACAUUAGCAUUACUUCAGACUGGCUGUUGCCGGCAUCUUGCUGCCAAUGAUCUCUCCACUUCCAGGACUGGCAGACUACAGAACAUCCUUCACAGCUAUGUACCUCAAGGUGUCAGGGAUGUAGUUCGAGUCACCUCAUGGGAUGGCAGGAAGUGGGGAGAACUGGAGGGAGACACCUAUGACCGGGUGCUGGUGGAUGUGCCCUGCACCACUGACCGCCACUCCCUUCAUGAGGAGGAGAACAACAUCUUUAAGCGAUCAAGGAAGAAGGAACGGCAGAUGUUGCCCAUGCUGCAAAUGCAGCUUCUUGCGGCUGGACUCCUUGCCACGAAGCCAGGAGGCUAUGUGGUCUAUUCCACCUGCUCACUGUCACACCUACAGAAUGAGUACGUGGUACAAGGUAGCAUGGAACUCCUGGCCAACCAAUACAGCAUCAAGGUUCAGGUGGAAGACUUGACCCACUUUCGAAAGUGUUUCAUGGAGACUUUCUAUUUCUUCCCAUCUUGCCAGGUUGGGGAACUGGUAAUACCAAACCUUAUGGCCAAUUUUGGGCCUAUGUAUUUCUGCAAGAUGCGUAGGCUGACAUAGCAUCACCCUGUACCUGGAGUAGAAGGACAAAAGGUGUGCUCUGCUGCAGGCAUUGGAACUGAGGCAGAGAUGCACUGCUGUCUCCAUGCAGAUAGUUUUCAGCAGUAGGAAGUCGGAGUUUUUCUGUCCUACUGUUCCAUUGUGGAGCACCAGCGGGUUUCUGACUUACACACUACCCUCCCCCUUCUCCGGGCCUGUGCUGAGUUCCUGCCUCAGAGGGGCUUGGAAGGAGGAGGGUCCUACUUUAAGCUGUAAACUCAGGAAGAAGCAUUCAGUCAAUAAAAUUGUUGAAAUUUCA